UUGCAGUUUGCGGAAUGUAGGGCAAAGCACUUUGAUGAGUGAUACUGGGGAGAGAGCAAGGCUGUGAUUCUGUCGCUCAAAAUCUCUCAACGGAGAAAGAAAUCCUGAAAUUGGAUCAUCAUCAUCAUCACACAGAGAGAGAGAGAGAGAGAGAGAGAGAGAGAGAAGGAGAGGGAGAAUGGAAGCAAUAGAUUUUGAGGAGAAAGAUUUCUUGGCAUGUUGUGGGAGCACGAGAUUCGCAAAGCAGAUGACCUCUUCCGCCCCUUUCUCAACCUACGACGAAGCUGUCGAUGCCGCUAGAGAUAUCUGGUUUAACAAGGUUGAUGUCAAUGGAUGGCUAGAAGCAUUCGCAGCUCAUCCCCAGAUCGGUCAAUCUCCCUCCCCUCACCACAAAAGUCCCACCAGUGCAGAGUGGAGCAAAGGAGAGCAAUCGACUGCUUUGGCCACUGCUACCGGUUAUACCAUGGAGGAACUAGCUGAUUGGAAUAGUCGGUAUCAGCAGAAGUUUGGAUUUGUUUUCCUUAUAUUUGCCUCUGGGAGGAGUACCCCUGAAAUACUUGCAGAGCUGAAGAAACGUUACCAAAACAGGCCUCUAGUUGAGUUUGAGAUUGCAGCUGGGGAGCAAAUGAAAGUCACUGAACUACGUCUUGCCAAGCUUUUUUCAACUAGAGCAGAGGGUGCUUUGGCAACUACUGCUCAAUGCACUGCAGAUGUUGCAACAACAGCCAGAGAAGAUCGUGUGAACAUCAUUGGAUCACAUCUAACUGCUUCAUCUGGGGCUCCUAUUCUAAAGCCAUCGCAAAUUUCGGCUAGGAGUCGCCCACCCAUUACGACUCAUGUUCUGGAUGUUUCUCGUGGGUCCCCUGGGGUUGGUAUUGAAGUCCGAUUAGAAAUGUGGAAAUGUGUAAAAACCCGUCCAACAUUUGGUGAAACAGAAACAGGCAAUUGGUUACUUCAAGGGUCUUCAACGACGGACAAAGAUGGACGAAGCGGUCAGCUGAUGGAUAUAGUCGAUGCUUUGAAGCCGGGGACAUACCGAAUAAGCUUCAAUACAGGUAAAUAUUCACCCGGCAGUUUCUUUCCGUAUGUAUCUAUCGUGUUCGAGGUUGGGGAGUCACAGCAGUGGGAGCAUUUCCAUGUUCCUCUGCUGCUUUCACCAUUCUCUUUCACCACUUACCGGGGAAGCUAGAAAGUCUCUAUUGUCUGUAACAUGCUUACUUUCUAUCACUUUCUAUUAUAUGCUGUAGCUGAGAGAUGUGGGAUGGGUGUACUGUGUUUUUAUUUAUUUCAGUUCAUGUAUAAAAGUAUCAUGGUUUAUGAUU
This is a messenger RNA of Rhododendron vialii, 1322 nucleotides long. RefSeq names its product uric acid degradation bifunctional protein TTL. Gene Ontology annotation, biological process: purine nucleobase metabolic process. Gene Ontology annotation, molecular function: carboxy-lyase activity; hydroxyisourate hydrolase activity. NCBI's taxonomy places the organism in Eukaryota, Viridiplantae, Streptophyta, Magnoliopsida, Ericales, Ericaceae. The record is from RefSeq and is a predicted model, not a curated record. The transcript has 6 exons. Bases 179 to 1189 code for a protein of 336 amino acids.